AUGGCCGAGCCUCAACCGGACAUUCAGAGCAUCCUCGCGGCUCUUGCCGCUCAACAGCCUGCGGGCACUGCAUCGACGCAGACACCUCCUGGCGCUCCAGGCCAAUCGUAUGCUCCUCCACCAGGCGCUCCUCAGGCCGGCUACCAGAGCCCUCCUGCCGGCGGCGCUGGCUACGGCGCCCCUUCUCAGCAGGGCCUGCCUGCCCCCGCGGCCUCUGGUAGCGUCGACCUGAGCGCCAUUCGCCCGGUGAACUCAGGCACUAUGAGCUUUGAUGACGUUCUCUCCAAAGCCCGUGCCUUUGCCGCCGCCAAGGGCGUCGCCUCCUACGACCAACCCCUCGUUUAUGGCGCCGAAUCCCGAAACUCGGACCGACCGUACAUACGCUCACGAUCGAGAUCACCUCAGCGCGACCACCACAAUGCUCGUCGUGGCGGUCACGGUCGCGAGCACGGUCGAGACCGAUCCUGGUCCCCGCCUUCCCGUGGCAGGCACUCUCCUCGCGGCGGUAAGGGCCGCGACCGCUCGCCUAUCCGCUCUGGGGGCGGUGGCGAUGAAGAUUCCGAAACCAUUUCCAUCGAAUCGAGCCUCGUUGGUCUCAUUAUUGGCCGCAAUGGCGAAAACCUGCGCAGAAUCGAAAGCGAAUCCGGCUGCCGUGUGCAAUUUCUGUCUCCAACCGAUGGUGGUCCUUUCCGCCAGUGCAGAAUCAGCGGUCCUGCAGCUCGCCGUGCUGAGGUCAAGGAUGCCAUCAACCGCAUCAUUGAAGACAGUGGGAUGGGUGCGCUGAAUCGUGCUGAAGAACAGCCUAGCCAAGACGCUGCUGGCGGCCUUCGCGAUGGCGAGGACCACAUGCAAAUUAUGGUCCCUGACCGGACUGUCGGUCUCAUCAUUGGUCGUGGUGGGGAGACGAUCCGUGACCUCCAAGAGCGCUCGGGGUGUCACAUCAAUAUUGUGCACGAGUCCAAGAGUGUCAAUGGCCUGCGACCUGUCAACCUGAUUGGCACUCCGACGGCCACAGCUCGUGCCAAGGACUUUAUCCUAGAGAUUGUCGAUAGUGACAGUCGUACCGAUGCUCCUCAAGGCGCAGCUCCCGGUGGCAGCAAGCCUCCUCCUAUGUCGCGUAGCGGCGGUGGCCAGUCUCGCGACAAUUACAACCAGCACAACAAUCCUUACGAUGCUCCCGGCAAAGUUACGGAAGCCAUUUACGUCCCUUCUGACGCUGUUGGCAUGAUUAUCGGCAAGGGUGGCGAGACUAUUCGCGAAAUUCAGUCCCAAGCAGAAUGCAAAAUCAACGUGGCGUCGUCGUCCGGCCCGGGCGAGGUGCAGCGCGAGAUUUCGCUGAUUGGCGCGCCUGCUAGCAUCGAGCGCGCCAAGCAGUUGAUUGACGAAAAGGUGGAAGCAGUGAAACAAAAGAAUACCGGAGGCGGCGGUAGAGGCGGCCGUGAACGCCAUGACGGCGGAGGCCGCGGCGGCCAUCACGACCGCGGACACAGCGACCGCGGCGGAAACAACUACUCGCAGCCACCGUCUACUAACGCGCCGCCACAAGGCGCUUCAGGUGACGCUUCGGAUCCAUAUGCACAGUAUGGCGGUUAUCAAAACUACGUGGCCCUAUGGUAUCAGUCCCUGAUGUACCAACAACAACAGCAAGGCGGAGGAGAUGGUACCCCACCAGCCGGAGCGCCGCCGAAAUGA
Messenger RNA from Akanthomyces muscarius, 1692 nucleotides. RefSeq lists its product as uncharacterized. Gene Ontology annotation, biological process: regulation of gene expression. The record is from RefSeq and is a predicted model, not a curated record. Gene Ontology annotation, cellular component: cytoplasm; nucleus. Lineage: Eukaryota; Fungi; Ascomycota; Sordariomycetes; Hypocreales; Cordycipitaceae. Gene Ontology annotation, molecular function: mRNA binding. The transcript is spliced from 4 exons. The coding region runs from base 1 to 1692 and encodes 563 amino acids.